GCACGGCACGGAACGAAUACUCGAAAUUCCGCCGUUGGUCUAUGGCAUUUUUUGGCAAGUCAUUUGUCAUGUCAGUGAUUGUCAACAUCAACCAUAAACAAACUGAUCAAUUUUUCAGUUUUUGGUGAGCAACAAAGUGGUAUCUCUUACCUUGAAGUCUGUUUGAAAAACAUGCCUUCCCAAAAAUUAAAAUUCAGGACUUGUAGUUAAGAAAUAGUGCUGGUGGAACGCAAAACUAAAAAGUGCGAUAUCAAAGUACGCAUUGCUUGUGGUAGUUCCGGUAGCAUACUGCGGUAACCCUAACAUUAAAUGAUCCAAGAGAGUUAUUACAUAUCCUAUCUGAAGUUGCUGUAAUUUGCUUGGUGUUAAUGCGAGAAUGGUAUAGAUCAUAUUGUGUCCACGAAUAGUUUGGUGUCACACAGAAAAGUCUAGGUUUUGCUCAUGUAUUUUAUCAGAGACUGUGACGUAAUUCCCGACUGGUGGUUUAAAUAAUACAUAAAAAUUUAAGCAAAAAUGGAUAAUACAGGAGAAAUAUCAAGGAAUCGCUGGUACGAGAUACCACGAGGAAUAUUAAGGCUGUGUUUCAUUUUAUUGAACAAUGUAUAUUGUAUACCAACAUAUGUUAUAUGGAUGCUGACGUUAUGGCCAUUGAGAAAAUUCAAUUCUGAGGUUUAUUGGAAGUUAGAAGGGUACUUUUUUCAUUGGUUAUUAGCAAUGGUCUCAUUAUGGAGUUAUUCAGCAGGAUAUGAUAUUGUUGAAGUUGGAGAUGACAUAUCAGAAUGCCUUGAAGAAAAGACGCUUAUAAUAGCAAAUCACCAAUCUACAGCAGAUGUACCACUGUUGUUUGCCUGUUUCAAUCCUAAAAAACAUGUAUUACCUAACAUCAUGUGGAUUAUGGAUAGCCUUUUUAAGUAUACAAAUUUUGGUGUAGUUAGUGUGUUGCACAAGGAUUUCUUCAUAAUGUCAGGUAAAACUAAAAGAGAUCAAUCCCUGCAACAGCUUGCAAAGCAUAUAAUAGACACAUACAUCCCACUAAAAAGGAGAUGGAUGGUGUUAUUUCCAGAAGGGGGAUUCCUCAGAAAGAGGAAGGCUGUGUCGCAAAAAUAUGCAGAAAAAAUGAGCCUCCCCAAGUUGGAGAAUGUUUCUUUGCCCAGAGUAGGUGCUAUGCAAGUUAUUAUGGACACUGUCGGUCCAAACUCAGCUAUAAAUAAUAAUGCUAACAUGACAGCUACAACUGGCAAAAAUUCCAUGGGAAGCCAGUUAUCAGGCAAAAAGCCAAACAGUCUACCGCAACUGCAGUAUGUAUUAGACAUAACAAUAGGCUAUCCCAAUGGAUGGCCAAUUGAUCUAUCACACAUAGUAUUCGGAAACAGACAACCUUGCCAGACUGUGAUAUUCUAUCGUGUAUACAAUGCCAAGGAAGUGCCGCACAAUCCUGAAACUCUCACGCAAUGGCUGUACGACAGGUGGCAGGAGAAAGAACGCAUGCUGGAGUACUUCUAUGAGAACGGCGAAUUCUCCGCCGACUUUGCUUGUCACAGUUACCAACCGCCGAAGGUGGUGGUGCAGGACUACCUACGUUUCAUCAUCCUGCACGCAUUCUUCAUAGCAUCCACGUACGUACACGUGCAAAUGCUUGCUGCCUUUUAUAACUACUACCAUCAACUCGUUUACUAGCGUUUCGUGAUCGGGUAUCUAGUCUGUUUGGUCAGGUAUUAUCUAUGAUGCGCGAGAGUUGCUUUUUGGAGUGAAAGCGGGUAUUGGAAAGCGGGCGUUGAUAUGCUUGGAAACUAACGGUGCAAACGGUAUUCGCGACAUGGACUAAAGUUCAAACUCAAAGUGGUAGAGUGAGCUGGAGAGUUCAUUUUCUUGGAGCGAAUAGCUAAGAAGUGACUAAAAUUAAAUACCGGGAUGCUAGAACUUGCCUCCAGUCCCAUAGGUCUGUUACCAGAGAUCGACCGAUACCUAUAUGUAUAAUAUAUUGGCAAUAUCGGCCUAUUUUGCCGAUAUAUGAAUCGGUCGACACAACAGCCUGACAUAAGCCCUGUACGAACAAACCAAUAGGCUUACCCAUAUAAAUUAUAAAGUUAAUAACGUUUACUAUUAUUGAAUUUUAAAAAUAAGCCCGUCACAGUAUAUAGAAAUAUAUAUUUUAAUUGUACUAAGGUAACCUAUCUUUGUUACGUGCCAUUUCCAGUCUUCAGUUUUAUCUGAACCGUCAAAUGACUGCAUUUUGGUAUACUCGUCUGCGUGAUAUUUAGAAAGGUGGUAUUUCAUAUUUGAUGUGUUUGGCAUUUUCUUACAGUAUUACACAUAUACCGCUGUGCAUGGUCUCGGCAGAAUGUUAUAUCUAUUUUUGCAUUUCUACCCCGUGGUUUGUCACUUUUUACAUCAGAUGCUGCGCCUGUUUAAUUUUUUUCAGGAUCAGAAUUAGAGCAUCUAAAGCUGUGUGGUUGUUAUUCAUUCAAAAUUUAUUAAGUAUUCUUAAGUAUACAGUUACGCGUGUAGUCACCUUGUCCUUCAUGCGUAAUUGUACAAAAAGUUCUUGGAAGCAUGCUUGUUAACUAUACGUUGUGUUUGUGACCGCCAAUGGACUUGCCUGCCAGCCCACGUACUCACCCGAAACAAAAUACAUCAGAACGUACAGAAACGGUAUUAUCCAAUUUGGACGAAAAUGCUAUAUCGGUCGACUUCUGUUUGUUACAUACGGUAGCGGACAAAAGUUUGGAAACAUUCUUAGUAAUUUUUAAAAAGUGCGCUAAUGUUUUAUCCUUUAUUAAUAAGGACUACUUUUUUCUCAUAUAGUCUUGAGGAUACAAAUGACAAUUUGUGUUUGCUGCGGUACUACAGACUAGCACUAAAAUACCUUGACGACAAAAGUAUGAAAACAUAUUUUCCAUUACAAAAUUAAAUACAAUAACUCCACAAUGAUAUCUAACAAACAUUGUUUAGCUAAUAUUUAGUGGCAUAGCCUUUAGCAUUCAACACUGCCUAACAUCUGCUGCUCAUAGAAGACACCAAUUUUUUACAGACGUCUGUUGGGGUAUUUUGCCAAAUAUUUUUUACACAAUCAAAUAAAUCGUUUCUAUUUUUAAAAAUUUUUCUUGUCAGUUGUCUUUUAACAUGCUCCCAGAGAUGUUCUAUAGGGUUUAGGUCCUGAGAUUGCGAAGGCCAUGUAAGAAAUUGACAUUUUUUAGUCUUUACGGAUAUUGAGGUAUGCUUGGGGUCAUUACCUUGCUGGAAUGUCCAUCGUAAAAGUAUUUCUUCUUCAGCAAAAGGAGGUAUGUGUUCACUAAGAAUACCUUUGUGAAGUUUUUGAUCCAUUUUCCCAACAAUUUUAAUAAUCAGACCCGCUCCAGAACUAGAAAAACAGCACCAAACCAUGAUGUUGCCUCCAUCGUGCUUAACUGUUGGCAACUGAUAUUUUUUGUCGGAUCUGUUUCGUAUUGGACGCCUCACAUAAUGCCGUACCAUCAGAUCCAAACAAGUUAAAUUUGCUGUCCAAGUUAGAUGAGUCUUAGCAAAUUCAAGCCGAUUUUUUUUGAAAUGAGAGGCUUUUGCACUGGGCGGCUACCAAAAAGCCCAAAAUCCAUCAAGUGUCUCUACACUGUUCUGAUAGACAGAUUCUCGGCACCCUCUUCUACGAUUCUUUUGAAAAUCUGUGUGGCUGGCAUUCGAGGAUCUUCAUAGGACCAACGUUUAAUGUAGCAAUCCAAAACAUUAUCGGUUUUUUCGAUCUUCCGCACCUGGGCCGAGUUGCUGUCGAUCCGUAUUCUUGAUAUCUACUAAUAAUUUUCGAAAUCGUCCCUUUGUUCAUUUUUAAUGUUUGAGAAAUGUCAAAAUUUCUGACACCACUUCUGAGUAAUUCAAUUACUUUGUCUCUUACAUCUUUUGAUUUCUUUUUACUUUUGCCAUUCUCACUGAUGUUAAUAUUUACCGCACGCAAUAUCAGUGUAUCUCAGAACGAAUAAAUACGACAAAACUGAAAUGUUUCCAUACUUUUGUCGUUACAGAAACUGUGUUGAUUAAAAAAACGCGUGUUUUUAUUUUCAAAGAACUUGAAUAUUGAUAAGAUAAACAUUGUAUUAGUACGGGAGCCAAAGGUAGACUUUAAUAUUUAUAUUAUCUGUUCCUUCUCAAUUUUAAUUUAGGUAUAUGAAAUAGUUCAUAAUAAUGUUAAUAUUUGUUUCCAAACUUUUGUCCGCUACUAUAACUUCUGUAUAAAUUGCACGACUAUUGGUGUUGAUAUAUAAAAUUUGCCUCAAGAACAUUUUGUUUGAGAUACUCUUUCAGGUGUUUGCUCAUAGGGUAGUUAAAGCAAUAGUAUUUCCCAAAGUAUAAUCGACUUUAAAUUUUCAUUUCCGAUUGGUGGUAUUUAAGUUACUGAAGUAAAAAGAUAUGUUUCACAAAACCUGGUCUGUAAAUUAGGUGAUGAGAUGAUUUUAUUUCAUGUAGUGUAAAUUCUCUCUUAUGUUAAACAACUCUAUUUUAAAAUAUUACCACAAGAAUAUCUGGCCUGAGAUAUUCUUUUAGGUUUUUUCGCAUAGAGUAGUUAAAACAAAAGUAUUUUCCAAAUUAUAACUGACUUUAAAUUGUCUAUCCUGAUAGGGAGUAAUUUUCAUUACUUAGGUAAAAAGAUAUCUUUUACAAGACUCCCUGUAGUUAAUUUUUAUGAUUCUUCAGCUAAUUCUACUACAUCCUUCAGUACUAUUUGCUGAAAGGCUAACCUUGCUAAUGGUAUCCGCAGGAUAAAUUGGAUGUGAGUUCCACAGUCUACUAUAGAUUUUUGACAUUCAAUGUGCUGUUCCAUAAAAUAGUUCAUAAAACUCCCAAGACGUCUGGGAACAAGAGUCGUAACGGUUAAGUUACUUUUUCGUUAGAUUUCAGUUCAUCAGAAGAUGCUUUCAGUGAACUAACCUAAAAAAAAGAAAUAGAUCAUGUUAGUACAUUGAGAAUAAGUUUUAUAUAACUCACUAAGAUCAACACUAAACAUACCAACACUUAAAACAUAACCCAUUUCUACAGUAGCUGGUCAAAUGACCGGACUUUAUGUUUCCUGAUUGAAUAUGUGAGAUAUGGUUAUUAGGACAGCAACAAACAAAUUAACUUUACUAUAGUUAAGUGUAUAUAAUUAAUAGAAACAAACAUAAAGUUAAAUGUGCAAAACCGGCCUUUUGACCAGUUAUGACAUUUAAUAAGCUGAGCAGCAAACUGACGGAAAGUUUUGGAUCCAGAGCAACCUGAAACAAAUAUUUUAAUGGAUGAAUUACAGUGUGUUGUAAUAAAACACCAAGGAAACUUGUUUUAAUUUUGUGUCCGGUACUCUUCCUACCAGCCUUCUUGGGAGAAUAAUUUCCAUUAUUGAUGCGUUGUGUAUUUUUUUACUUGUUCCAUGACAUGGUAUUUAAUAUUUUAUUUACUGCGUCAAUCAGUUUUUGUUAAAGUUAGAAAUAACGUUCUUUUCCGUGGUAUGAAAAGUAGAUAAAUAAAAAGAUGCUUUAUAUAACAUUAGAUUUUUUUAAUAUAUCGUGAAUAUACAUAUAUAAUAUUUUUGCCAUUUCGAGCAAAAAACCAUCCACAGGUUCCCUGCAAAUACAUCACAAAAGUUAAUAUUGUUUAAAUCAGGGUUUUUGAUUUAUCUUGACGUAUUUCCAUAUACACUGAGAACCAAAUUUGUCUAAAGGCUUGAGUUCAAUGUGUAUGAGAGAGAAGUAUGUAUAGACACAUAUGUUAGAAAUAGAUAGAAGCCGGCCUUGAAUUUAGAUGCAUAUUGAAAAUAUGCGUUAGAUUAUUCUCUACGCCCAAAUAAUGGUUUUAUUUUGAGCAUACACAUUUUUGAAUUGUGAAUUGUGUCGAAUCUGUUUAGGAUCGAUUCCGGAUUGGGGCUAACGGCGCUCUAUUUUAGUUCGAAAUGAAAGGUCAGGUUCGUCACAAAUUCUGCAUCAUUGGCUCGCCUGGCAACACCGCAUCUCGUACAUUCCAAGGCAAAGUUUUCACCUCCUUUAUCAUAGAUGAGCGAUUUUGGUCAGUACUCUUGGAGAGUGUUGUGCUGCUUCGAAAUGGUUUUCACCCGCGUAAACAUUUUCCGACUGUUCGCUGUCGCAGAAUGUAACAAUAACUCAGAUGUGUUGAUUUUAUCACCAUCGGUGGAAAUCAAAGACAAUUAUAAAAUAAAUUAAAUCAUUAAGUCACAUCAAAAUUGACAUUAAUAAUUCUUAUCAAAAUGAAAACAAAAUAUUAAAUUAUAUGUUCGAACAGAAAUCCUUCUUGGAUUUGACAGUAACCUAACCUAACCUAGUGAAGAAGCCGAACAUUUUCUGGUGUAACAUAUUGGCAACGUGGCAGAUUGCACGGCCUUCUGUUUCACCGUUGACCUUCGGUCUUCAGCCGGCUUCUAUCUCUUUCUAACAAGUAUUGAUAAGCACCUCUCGUGCUUCUUUCUCGUACACAUUGAUCUCGAGCAGUCAGACAAAUUUGUUUUUCCCUGUAUAUGUUUUUGCCUACUUGUUCAAAAUUAUAUAGUCUGGUUUUCAGGUUGACGCUACCUCUUCAGAUUAUUGUGAACAUCUUCAAUUUCAUAUUAAAUGGGUCCCUUAUUGCGUAUAGUUGUAUAGCUUAAACAGGACAGUCCUAAAUACACUAAUACGUGGUGUGCCAAUUAUUCCGGGAAUUUGUCAAUAAAAAACAAGCAAAUCAAAUUUCACAUAAAAUACAAUCGACUUGAGUUUUGGUCUGUAACUCAAAAAGAGGGCGAUUUGCCGGGCAGAAGUUGACAGGUGACGCAUUGUUACCAGACAUCAAGUUAUUACUGCAUUCCCGGAAUUUAAUUGUCCCACCACGUACAUCUACACAUGUAAGAAAAAACACAGCUAAUUUCAAAUCAUAUUAAAGCGAGAUACAUAUCAUGCCAACCGUUUUCAGAAUGUUAAAGAAUGACUAGUAUUUACAACUUGUAUUCCCUCUUCUUGCCUCAAAUUCGAGGGGUUAAUUCAAGGGCAAAUGACAAAACAUUAAGAAAUCGACAGGUUAGGGAUAAAUCAGUUUAAGAAUGAUUCCGUAUUUCCUAGUCUUAUCCAUUGCUUGGAUUUCUACGAUAAUAGGGAAUUAUUCAAGUGCAGAUGCUCCGAAAGUGAUGGAUCAGGUACACACUUUAGGGAAAAAGCAUUGGCUGCUUCUUUCGAACAAGCAUACUUGCAUUUGUUAAGUACAGCCUUGUUCAUUUAAGUUGCUGAGUAGGCGCUCUUUGCUCUUGGUGACCAUUUUUAGUUAUAAUCGGUAAAUUAUUGCCGAAUUUUUUACUCAGCAUCGGCAAGGAUGGUGAUGUUUCAGUAUGCAAUAAAUUAAGAGACUGCGUUUUAAUUCGUCAAUUCUUUCGGGCAUUAAGGGGGUCAUACCUACAGGGUAAUUCGAGCAUUGCAAAAACGCGUAAGACGUACGUUGUAAUUUUUAGUCGAAACAAAUCACAAUAAAAAAUUGGAUGCCUUAUUUUAACUUAGUGUAUCACACUUAUUUUGGUGAAUUACUGUGUAGAUCGUACAUGUUAAUUGGUAGAACUUUGAUCAUUUUAGUUGAUUUUGUGUAUUAUAAAACAAAAACACUCUUUAUGAUUGAUGUAUUGUCACAUUUUGCUGUAUACAGGAUCACUUAAAAAAUAAUGGCUAUAAUUCUAGAACAGAAAGUGAUAAAAAAAUAGCAAAAAAGUUCAUAUAACUCAAUAUCCUAACAUGUCCAGUCACUAGUGUACAUGAUGUUGUGAAUUUCUACGCUUUUUGUGAGACUGAAUACGGACAAAUCAUUAAUAUUGUUCUAAUAAUGCUAUGGUGAGAUACGAUCACUCUCCUUAUACAUACAUACAAUAAUCAAGGUAAAACGUUAUCAACUUCAGCGUUAAAUAUGGAUUUUGCUUCAAAUAUUUAAACCAAUUUUUCUCCAAAACGAGUAGCCUGACAAAAAAUUCCUUAGAAAUGCGGUCAUAUAAAAUUGACUAUCUUAUUUAAAAAUGUAGUCGGUGUUUCAAUGAGGUGAGUUUUUACUUCUGUGGGGGUAAAACCUCCCAAUUUUCACGCCAUUGCCGAUGUCGUAGGAAAAUAUUUUCCCAUUACUAACCCAUGAAACCACCAUUAUUAACUGCAUUGCCUUAUUGAGGAGUAGCAUUUCUCUGCUUAGAUAAAUAAUGAAUACAAAAAAAACACUUAAGCAAAUCAUAAUAACAUUUAAAAUUGCAUCCAUUUAAUUUCAUUGUGGCAGAGUAACAACUGAACUAUGUUUCGGAUUAUUUUAGACCUAUUGAGAAAUACGUAAGAUGAAUAAUAUUGACAUAAUUCUUGAAACAGGCUUCUAGUGUCAACAGAAAAUAUUUGUACCUUACUCCCCUUGGUUGAACCAUUUCAAUCUACAUCGCCUGUCUGUUGUAUUAAUUGAGUCUAGGUAAUCAGUUAUUUUCAAGUAUUCGUAAAAUUAGUUGGAAACUACUCAAACUAAGUACGCAAUGUUCUAUUUAUGUUUUGACAUGUACAACAUUUUAAACUCAAUAUCCUAUAAGGCGUGGUCACACAGUCGGCGUGCAGUUUGUAAUUUUGGUAUUUUUUCUAUCAUUUAUUGACCUUGAAAUAUAGGUGUAGCAGUGAGAAGACCACGCGUCCAAGCACAUAUUUUUUUCGAUUUAAAAAUGUACACCCUGUGUCGCGGUGAGAAGGCAUUUGAACUUUUCGUGUUAUUUUUUGAUCUACUUUAUGCGCUCUAAGUAGUGCCACUGUUUUCGGUAACACCCUGUAUUUGAAAGAUGUUAUUGAUCUGAAAUGUAUGAUACUAGUCUGCACGAGUCUUUGUUUGAAGACGUAAAUUACCAACUUGAAUGGAGUACCAUGUAUUUAUUUUGUAAAUAGUAUCGCACGGGUUAGGAUGUAUUUAUGUGAAAUAAAAUGCCGAAAAGUUGAAUUUCUUAUUAACACUUAAAAUUAUUAACACUUUAUAUACGUUCCCUUUUUCACUUAUCUUCUUUACUAUCAAUAAACUGUUCUUACUGACCUCAUAACAAAAUCUUUGGAGUAACUAUCUACUGAUUAGUAUUUUCAGAGCGUUGAAAUUGCCCAAAGUGCCACUUUAUCUCCCGAGAAAUACAUUUCAUCCGCGUGAUGCACCCACUUGAGCCCAGUUCGUACAGCUGUCGCCAGCCUAUCAGUGAUCGUGUACAAGAUCCCGCAACACAAAUUCCGUUUAUUCUGCGUAUAGCGAACUAUAGACGGAAUUCAGAUGGCCGGAUCUCAGACACAGUCACCGACAGGUUACCGACCACUGUACGAACAAACGCAGUGACGCAAGUAGUUUGCGCCCGAAUUGUUCAAUUCACCUUUAACUAUAUUAUCGCUGUAAAACUGAUACGAAUACAUACCCCAUACUAUCUCUGGCCCUCUGGAAACUUGGAAGCGUCAUAUCGUCGAUCCUACCGCUACUAGAUUACUCCAAAGAUGAUUGGUUGUGUGGCCAGUGCAUUCACACUGUUCUAUUACAUAUCUUGUUCAUCAAAGCUAACGUUGGCUGUCAAUUGUGAAAGGUUUGCUGAUAGUUAUACUGGAAUUUCGUUAUAUUAUCAGCAGGAUCGUACAUUCUUUGUUCUGCAACUGCAUUUUCGCUAAAUAGUUUAUAAUAGGUAUCAUAAUCUUGAAUAAUUUUACAGAUUGUCUCUAUGUCUUAUAAAUACAGUGCUGUUCUAAAUAAAUGGAAUAUGAUUAAAACUUCUUACAUAAUACACACCAGCUUACGUCACUGAUCACGUCUACUGAUGUGACGUCCAUGUGACGCAAUGUUGGAUCAAUUCCCAUGCGUAAUUUGACAUUACGUAAGUAGCUUCACCCAUAAUCUGUCUUUAAUCUCAGAGACAAUUUUGCUUUCCAAGAAAUUGUUGUAUUAUAUUCAAACUUAGUUUAGUCAUUUAAUCAUAUUCCACUGUUUCUUGUAACAGCAUUCUACUAUUAGCCAACAUGGAAGGCUCAAAUCUGUAACGUCCACUUGUUCACUAUACUAUCCACGAUUGUAUAUAUUUGAAGGAAUUAUUUGCAUGACGUUUCUUCUAUCUUCAAUGACACUAUUAGAGUGACACUCGGAAACAAUGUGCCCUCUGUUUGUAAUAAAUUUUUUAAAGAUUAAUUUUGUAUUAUUCACGCUAACUCACAAUUAACUUUCAAGUUAAGCAACUGUUGUCAUGUUAUGGUUAACUAAGCCCUUAAUUAUACUUCGAGGUAGCUGUGACACACAAACCAUAUUAUCUUACUGUCCUGCACUGAUCAACACUAGCGCGAUCGAGAGCAGAUGUUUGAAUAUUUUGUCGUGCUUAAUUGAGUAAAGCUGUGAGAGUUGAAACUGUUCUUUGGCAGAUGCGUGUUCAUCAGGUUGCGUUGCCAUGUUAGGUGGUUUUCCCCUGGGCAUAAUAUUCUGUGGGAUUUAUUUGGGGGUAAUUAAAACCUUUGUUUUUUGGUAUCUGAUUUGGUUUUCAAAAAAGUAAAACUAACAACCGCCAAACAACAGGUUGAACUUAUAGCUUUAUUUAAUUAUGCCACGUCAAAACAUAUAAACAACUGCUCUCAAUCGCGCUAAUAUAGAUCAGUGCAGUAUUGUAAGACAACA
Messenger RNA from Acanthoscelides obtectus, 10623 nucleotides. The record is from the annotation of a GenBank genome assembly. NCBI's taxonomy places the organism in Eukaryota, Metazoa, Arthropoda, Insecta, Coleoptera, Chrysomelidae.